AUACGGAAUCUUCCGACUGAUACGAAUUACUUAUUUCGAAAGAUGGUAAAUCGUAAGUUGAAAACUUGCCAAAAAUGGCAAAUACAACGUGAGGGAAUAAAUCUGAAAAAGAAAUAUUUUGUUGAACUAUAUGACUAUAGCAACAUCGUAAUUUAUCGACCUCCUAUCUGCAAUAUUAUUAAUGCAAUUAAUAUUUGUGAAUAUAUUUUUUCACGCAAUUUCUACAAUCUUUCAUAAGAGAAAUAAAACAAAAACAAAUCAAUAAAUGGUCGAAGAAAAUUCUAACUUCAAAACAAAUGAAGUGGAACUUGGCAAUGUGAAAGCACCUUAUCAUGAGCUGGAAAAAUCAAGAAACAUCACUUUACUGGAUUACAGGGAAAUUCCAUUUUAUCUCCGUGGAAACCCCUAUAUAACUACCGGAUAUAGGUCGUUUUUAUCUUAUGGAAAAUGUCUUAGAAGUUUGUUGCAGUUGAAUAACGAGACAAUAAAUAUUUGGACCCACCUGAUUGGAUUUUUGAUAUUUUUUAUUCUUUUUCUUUACACCAAUGCUGUGGUUAUCCCUCAAGCUGAAGGAAACCAUGCUGAUCACAUGGUGUUCUCAUGCUUCUUGCUUUUCUAUCAGUUGUGUAUGCUUUCUUCUGUUGGUUAUCAUAUGUUCAAUUGCCACUCAGAGAAAAUCUAUAACAUUUCUAUAAGAUUAGAUUAUGCCGGAAUCUCAUUGGCUCUUUGUGGAUGUUAUCUACCCAGUUUAUACUAUGCUUUCUAUUGUGAAACUAAUUUACAAUUGUUGUACCUGUUUGCCAUCAUUAUCAUGUCAACAAUGUCCUUACUCAUCCAACUUCAUCCUAAGCAUAUGUCAAGCCUUUGGAAAAGAAAAAGGAUUAUGAUCUUUUCCGCUCUAGGAAUAUUUGGUGUGAUACCAUCAACACACUGGUUGUGGCUAAAUGGAGGCUUUACACAGGAAAUUGUUCAGAUUUUUCUUCCAAAAGUGAUGAUUAUGUAUUUUCUUGGGGUAGUGGCAUUUGGAUUCUAUGUCUCUAAGUUCCCAGAAUCAAUAUUUCCUGGACAUGUUAAUUACAUUGGUGCAAGCCAUCAAUUCUGGCAUGUUUUCAUUGUCAUUGCAUUUUGUUGGUGGUACAAAGCUAGUGUCAAUCUUUUUCUCUUUCGCCAAGAACACAAUUGUAGCAUACAAAAUAAUUUUCCAGACAUAAUGGUAAAUUAAAAAUCUGAUUUGAACACUGAGGAAUAUAUAAAGUAAAUAAAGAAGAGACAAAGUUGGACUUUGGUAAAAUGCUUGUCAAUUAAGGAAAAACAUGAAACUAAAAUUUUUUUCCAUGGUAAUUAUGAUACUGAAUAUCUGUGCAA
Xenia sp. Carnegie-2017 is the source of this 1365-nucleotide messenger RNA. RefSeq names its product progestin and adipoQ receptor family member 3-like. Gene Ontology annotation, cellular component: membrane. Gene Ontology annotation, molecular function: signaling receptor activity. Bases 266 to 1222 code for a protein of 318 amino acids. The transcript is spliced from 6 exons. The record is from RefSeq and is a predicted model, not a curated record. NCBI's taxonomy places the organism in Eukaryota, Metazoa, Cnidaria, Anthozoa, Malacalcyonacea, Xeniidae.